Gopherus flavomarginatus (Mexican gopher tortoise) is the source of this 6307-nucleotide messenger RNA. RefSeq names its product mitochondrial antiviral signaling protein (gene MAVS). The record is from RefSeq and is a predicted model, not a curated record. The coding region runs from base 202 to 2922 and encodes 906 amino acids. The transcript is spliced from 7 exons. NCBI's taxonomy places the organism in Eukaryota, Metazoa, Chordata, Testudines, Testudinidae.
CGCGCGCAGGUGGCUGCAGCCGGACCACAGUGUCGCCGCACUGCCAGGGCUCCGCGGAGUCCGGACUCUGCUCGCUGGGGUGACCAGACGUGCUGCAGCGGGGCGGGGCUUGUAGACGCGGGCAGCGGGCGCCGGGCAGAGAGCCCCCUCGCCCCGACCCGAGGAAGGAGCCAGAGGGACUGGGGGGGACCUGCCUGCUGGAUGCUUCCCGGGAGCCGCUCCAGGUGCGAAGCAAAGAUGGGGUUUGCUGAGGACAAGGUUUAUGAGUACAUUAGGGAAAACAUGUCCGACUUCCAUCACACCCGGGUGCUCCAGCUGAUUCGUCAUCUACCGUGUCUCUCUGAUGCAGACAGGGAAGAGAUUGAAGCCUAUGACGACAGGAAAGGGAACGAGUUCGCCGUGUGGAAGCUCUUCGACUACUUGAAAUGCAGGAGUGGCUGGGUGAAGGAGCUCAUUGAGGCGCUCAGGAAGAACAGGCACCAUGAUCUCGCAGACAGGGUUCAGUGCGAGUACGAUGCUCACCAAGUCUGUCCUCGGAGCAAGGCACCACUUCCUGCUGUGAAUAACUCUCUGCCCAGCUACACGUCAGUUUGCUCUCAGAUGCCGCCACCGACUGCUAAUCCUGAUCCUUGGUGCACAGGCCCCACCUCUGCGAACAAUCCCCACAUGCCUGCAUUGCCUAGGCAGCCAGCAAGUCUCCCAGGGUCUGGCGCACCCCUGCCUCCUCAGACUAAUCCGUCUGGAGCAGAAAGCUGCCAUGACCUGGGGGAAUACAAUACUCCUGUGCAAGAAAUGGAGCCGAUGGCAAAGCAAAAGGUUACAGAAGAUGCCCUGACUCCAUGGAGGGAAGCUCCGAGUUCCCAACCCACUGGGAACGCAGCACUAGCGGAUCUCAGGGCAUCACAGGAAGGCGGUAACCAUGGAGAUGGUCUGGCCCCAGCAGCAGUCCGUUUAUCUCCUGGAUCACCAGCAGGACACCUGCUGGCUUCUGGGGUGGUUCCCAGAGAAGAGGUGGAAGUGGCUCAGCCAAGCAGACCAGUACCCGACUCGAGAGGACAGAGUCAGGACUGGGCUGGCCGCCAGCAGCAUCCAGUCUGUGUGAGCGGUGGGUAUUUUGGGAACAUGAACCACCUGAACGUUGGGAACAGCAGAAAGACAUCCAUGCCUGGAGAGCCUGUUCAGAGAGGGGAGCCGGCCGCCGCUCCUAGCCCAGAGGAUUUCAAGAACCAGCCAGAAGAGGUUUACUUUUCUUCUUUGGAGCGCUCUCCUCUGGCUUCCAGUGUCAACAGAGCUGUCCACGGAGAUGGGCAGCAGCCUGGAGAUUCGCUCCGGGAACAGAAGAUUCAGGCUUUGCAGGGUUAUGAGAAUGGGAAUCUGACGAGCAGCAUGGUGGAUGUUCGUGACCCUGUCCUCCUGCAUACCCAGUUUGAUGCAGAGCAGAAACGUACCCAGGGGCAGAGAGACCAUGGCGGAGAGAGGGAUGUGUUUCCCCUACACCAAAUCCCCACGGACCUCAGUGAGGAUGUGACUGCUCAUGAUUUGGGAGCAUUACAUCUUGGCACAAUAUGCUCGGCCAGCUCCUCUGAAAAACUGGCUUCAAGGCCCUCCAGUGGACCUUCCCAGAGGAUCCCUGAGCAGAACCCAGAUAGCGGCAUCAAUUCCCACCAUGGUGGACGUUCAGGAGGGUGCCUAGCAGAUACCCUGGGAGUUGCCAGUGGACUGGCAAACAGCAGGGAUCCUCAAAGCAAAGUCCAGAUCCCAACUCCUGUACCUCACGUGCUAUGCCCAACUUCGACUCCUGGGCCCAGCAACGUUCUUCCAACCAGUUCCCCCAUCCAUCCCAGUACGACUAGCAUUAACAGAGUUCUCAAGCUCUCCAAUGCCAUGCCUGCUGUGGAAUUCCCUGACCUUAGUGGCUUCUCCUCUACUGCUGUGAUUCCACCUAGUUCGCCUGCAUUGCCUUCUGACCCGUCAGGGCCAGCGUUCAACAGCGACCUGGGUGAGCUGAAAUCUCCCAUCCAAGAGCGCGAACUGCCAAUGAGAGAGACAGACAGCAGCAGCAGCUCCAUGCCAAAGGAGAACGCAAAUCAAGUGCCAAAGCCCCCUGCUCCGAGUGUGACCCGAACCAGUCCAGGGAUCCUUGGGAACACAGCUGGCACCACCACGAGGGAGGCAGAGUGGGAGACCCAAAACACCUUGCCAGACUCCCCUGGGGGCUGCCAAGCGUUCUACAAUGAGCUGGAUGAAGAGGUGGAGCUCAGCAAGCCAGGCGUGCUAAUCUCCACCGGAGGCAUGGAGGAGCCAGCCAAGAGGCAGCCAGAGUCAUCCGAGACACAUGUCCAAUAUUCUGGGAGGUCUGAUCGCUUCGUCUUCAGCGGUGAGUGCUCUCAGGACAGCAAUCCCCUAAUGAUAAGCGAAUCCAGCAGUGCCUGUUCCAAUUCCAGCAGAGCCCAGAGGAAUCAGCCUGAAGAGAAUCACUACUUCUCUCGCUCUGACCACCGCCCCGCAGCUUGGGCUGCCAGCAAUGACCCAAGAAGAGAUGAGGCUACCAAAACCAGCAGAGCCUCCCUUCCACCAGAGAGCAGCAGCACUUGGGACAGCACAGCUGUGGGAACUCAUGAAGUCCAUGUGGUUGAGUAUCCUAGCGCUGAUCUGGAGGAGGCUCCCGACCUGAGGGUUGUAGCCAAUGCCUAUGAAAACCCAUCUCCAGCCAGUUCUGGCUCCCUCAGGAGGUUCUCUGAAUAUUCCAACUCUCCUUGGAAUUCAGAAGCCCCGCCAGAAAGUUCCCCCCAGAACGAUAACAGGCCAAGGCGAGACAGUGAUGGGACAUCCUUUCCCUUAAAGGACUAUAUACUGCCAGCUGCCGUUGCUGCUUUCACUUCUGUUGUGGCUUUCCUAUUCUAUAAGCAUCUGCGGAAUUAGGAGUCAAGCAGAGUGGAGAGAUUGUAGAGCAUCACUUUGUUCAGCCACAAAGUCAACAGUAAACUUCAUGCUUAGCUUUCUCUUACAUGGGCAUUUUAACUGGCAUACUUAAGACUAGUCUGGAGGGUAGAAUUUCGAAUGCACUAUUGAGUCUUCUUUGGAAAUGAGGCAUGAGGCCCCAGAUGCCUGACCCCCUUUUGCUCUUCUCCGUCCUUGUUGUCACCAGUUGCCUUUUCAUAUACGUUCCUUCUCCUGCUGCACCUCAACCCCCAAUGCAAGCCAUCGCUGAUGGACCCUUACUUGAGGCAGUGAAAUUCGCAAUCCCUUCCGCAGAUGCUCAUUAUCCACACCUGUCUGUGGGCCAGUGCAGUGGAAGGGGGUACCAAAGAGACAGGUGGAGGCUUUCUACAAGAGAGAGCAUGUUGUCCUGUGAAUCACAGGAUUCCUACUGCCAGCUCUGAGAGAAGGAGUUCCAUUUCCUUGCAGAAUCUGAAGUGUAUGAACAUCAAGAAAGCGCAGCUGGUCUCUGCUGCUAGGUUUCGCCUAACUUUAAAAUCCUGGUGCAUGGAGAGGGGCUGGGCACUGUCUCCUGUGCAGGUACCUGACCAGGGAUACUACCUUGAACUCAAAUGUGGUCCAUUGAGGGCUCUUCUGGCUUUCUCCUCCAGCCGUGCCUCGUGAUUGGGUCUGUGUUCACUCUCCCCUUCCUUCUUGCCAUGUGUUUGUGUAUGACUGACUAGGAUCGCAAUUCAGGAUCAUCUGCUCUCACUGAGUUGAAUGGCUGUUCUGCUGGUACAACUAUUCACUCACGGCGGGGCUAGCAUGAGGCCUGUUUGCCAGUCAGAUCCCAAUGGCAACUAGGCCAUUUGCACUGAAGUGAAUUUCACCCUUCGCUUAUACCUCACUGGCUUGAAUCCAGACCAGAUCAGUAACUUGGUUGUUAACAUCUAAUGCCUUUUCAGUGCCCUGUGUGAAAUGAGCAGGGUCUGAAGAUCUCCUGCUCAGCAAGUAACCAAGUUACAAAAAUCCCACAGCUAGUCCCACUGAUGGCAGUCCUAGCUGAGAGGCCCUGGUUUAAAAUGGAGGUUAAACUACCAUUCUGUAUGCCUACUGGAGGGGGGGGACCCUCCAGCUUUGAGGCAGCGAGGGGAAGUUGCUGUAUCUGUUCUGUGACUAAGUAGAAAGGUCAAAUUGACUGUCACCUUUCACUAGCACUAAAUUCUCUCCUCAUGCCUGCAGGGGACACCAUUAAUCUUGUGGUUUUCCCUUCUCCUCUGAGCAUACAUUUCCCAUACCUGUCAUGCGGCGUAGCCUUAGUCAGAGCAUGGGAUUACAUGCGAAUACAGGCGUUGCCUGUUGCAGUACUAGGCCUCCAAAUUGUCUAGGCAUAGUUUUACUAUAGAAUCGGGCUUUAAGUGGAAAUGGGGGGUGGGAAUUAAGUAGUUUGAGAGAGCUCAGCCACAAUCAUGGCGAUAGUAAUGUAUGUAACCAGGCUGUAGGUCAAUUGACGCAACUGUCCAGCAGGAUUCAAGGAACAGAGAAUGUCUCUCCAGCUUCACUGCUCCAGCAAGGAUGAGGUUUGCUCCUUUUCCUGUUGCAUUGUCUCAGUAGUUCUGCUAAUGAGUAGGGCCACGAUUUUGGCAAGGCUAUUUUAUUGAAAGUCACAAGCAGGUUAUGGGACAUAAACAAUAAAUCAUGGCUAUGUAUACAGGGCGAGCAUUAAGGGGUAGUAACAGGGCAAUGGCCUGAGGCCUGCGAAGCUAAGUUACAGGUGGUGGGGUUCAGGCUUUAGCUUCAGUGGAAUUUUGAGGAAGUUGCAGAGGUCUCAUAAAAAUCACAGAAUCCGUGACUGACUCAAAGCCUUACUAAUGAGAAAUGAGCACAAUGGUAGAGUGGCCAUUUAUGUGAAACUCCCCAGGUGUCAAUGCUGCAAAUGCUCAGGACCCGACAGUGUUCCCUGUUCCUUGGCUGACAUGAAGAUCAUGUUAUGGUAAAGGUUUUAUAGUAAGCACAAAAGCCAGGAAAUUCAGAGUUAGACUUCCCAGAGCAGCUGUGUCUAAUCCUGGUUUUGACACUGACAACCUCUGUGGCAAGUCACUUUACCUUGCAAUUUGAAUUUCUCCUAUCUGCAGCGUGAGGAUAAUAAGGUGUACCAACCACAAAAGUGGGCUUGAGGAUCAAUUACCUGUAGUCUGGAAGCGUUACAUGGGUCAGUUCCUCAGCUGGUAUAAAUCAGCGUCACUCCAUUCCCUUGGGGCUGUCCACAGAUUACAUUACACAUUUUUUUGUUAUUGUCAAGACCCCCUUACUCCUUGUAACAAACAUGCAAAAUUAAGGACCUAAUGCAUUAAGUAAUUUAUGGACAGACCCUUGACUGCAUUGUCAUUAAUGGAGCCGUGUGAAGGAGUGACCCACUGGCUGGUGUGCGUAGGAGAGUUUGUUCUUCUGAUGCCCCCUGUCAGCAGCUUCUGUUGAUGUUGAGCGGUCCACUUCCUCCCAUGACUUAGCCCUCUGGACAGGUCACAUUCAGUCAUACUCCUUUCAGGGUACCAAAACCACAGGCCCCCAAACAUACAAGUAAACACCACAUUCCCACUAUCUUCAGGUCCCCUUUCUGUGCUCAUGUCCUUAAGGCUUCCGCUGGGGUCCUCAAAAAGGAGACAUGUCAAACAGUACUAACUCAACUGUCUCCAAUCCACACAUGCUUACCGUGUUGGUUCCUCACUAAGUCCUCUUUCAUCCCACCACAGCGAGAGACUUCACCUUCUGCAGCAUCUAUUCACUUCUAUCCCACCACUGGGAUUUCCUGUCCCCCUGCAGCCUUCCUGACAUCCUCACCCUUCUGGGCCUUUCUCUCUCUUCCUGCAGGACCUGCCACUGGGGUGUGCCCUGCUCAACACCUGCCAGACAUACCCCUUCCCGAGGUGCACCCGGACAAUGCUAAACGGGGCCUUUGCGUCUUUGAUCUUUUCCAGGGUUCUGUUCACUUGGGGGCAGGAGUAGAGGUUUGCACCAUCAUCACAGACCUAGACAAGCCCUGUGUGACAAUCCUGUUUACACCAGCUGAGGAUCUGUGCCAUUAGUGUUAAAGUCUUGCCAAAAAAUAAACACAAUAUUGUAAACACAAUGAGGAGCGCUUGUGGUACCUUAGAGACUAACAAAUUUAUUUGGGCAUAAGCUUUUGUGGGCUAAAACCCACUUCAUCAGAUGCAGGGGGUGAAAAAUACAGUAAGCAGAAUAUAUACUCUAGCACAUUAAAAGAUGGGAGUUGCCUUACCAAGUGGGGGGUCAGUGCUAACGAGCCAGUUCUAUUAAGGAGGAAGUGGCCUAUUCUCAAUAGUUGACAAGAAGGGGUGAAUACCAAGGGAGGGAAAAUUACUUGUGU